AGCUACGACACUGUUUGCUAUAGGAGUUUACCAGUACUCGCGAAAAUGGGCCUUUAUUGGGUUUCCAUGAAAAUCUAAUAUAAAAGAAGAGCAGAGGAUCACCCUCCCGUGGAUCCACCACUGAAUAACGUACAUAAAUUUAUCACGUGAUGAUAACGCUACACCAGGAAGUAAAAAUAUGUGGGACAACAAACGUCGUAUCUAAUAAUUAAAAUGCGAAGAAUUUUCCUUGAAACCUAUUCACACUGAUCAAGGUGGCUGACUAUGGACCCAAGGACUUGGGCCCAGGAUGUGUUACGGUGUCGUCUCUGUGAGACCCCGGGCCCACCUAUGUACUGUGAUAUUUGUCACAUACAUCUGUGUAAAGCCUGUGUGGGGGAACAUCUCUCUGAGGAGUCCAAAGAACACAAAGUGGUGACAUUUGAAAAGCGAGGAUCUACUACGAAAUGUCCAAAACAUUCCUCCAAUAUAAGUGUACUUUACUGUGAACAAUGUGACAUUCCUAUUUGUUUGCAGUGUGCUUCUUCUACAGAACACAAAGGUCAUGAAUUUGUUGACGUAGUCAAAACACUUGAACUUCAAAAGAAAAUCUUAGAGAAAGAUUUACAAGAAUUAGAGGAAUCAAUUUAUCCUAAAUAUCAAGAAAUUGCUGCUAACUUCCCAGUUCAGAAAGCUGGUCUGUCUAAAAAUUCCAGAAAAUUAAUAACAGCUAUUGAUAAACAUGGAGAAAACUUGCACAGAGAAAUAGACGCCUAUAUCCAGAAACUAAAAUCUGAUCUUGGUGAAAUGGACUCCAAACACCUGGCUGUCCUUAAUAAACAAGAGAAUGAAAUCAAACGCAUCAUUUCUGAAAUUACAAGGAUUUUAUCCCAACAGAAGAACAUGCUAAACUCCAAUGAUGUCAGCCUUGUCUAUGCGUACACAUCCAGGAAUGCUGAAUUCAGAAGAUUGCCUCCAAAACUCACAGUUACCUUACCAAGUUUUACCCCUCCGAAGAUUAACAAAGAACAUCUCUUUCAACAGUUUAUUGGUUCUUUGUCAGUGUCAUCUAUUAAAACAGAAGAACAUGGCUACACCAUGGAAUCUCCCGGUGCUGAGUUCUCUCCUCCGGACAGACCACUCAUUGAUGUACCACAAAUAAUCACAGAGAUUAACACCGAGUAUAGUUUAUCUAACCAAUUAUGCAGUGUAUCAUGUCUGAAUGAUGAAAAUAUAUGGACGCGUGGUGGUGACGAAAUAAUGAGACUCUACAACAUCCGAGGGAAACUAGUGCAGUCAGUCAAAACCAAGUCAGGGAACUCUCCAUGGGAUAUAGCAGUGACAAGGUGUGGGGAACUAGUUUAUACUGAUGACAAAGAUGGUACUGUGAACAUAGUGAAGAAUACACAGAUACGGACAGUGAUCAGACUUCAGGGGUGGAGACCUCUCAAUGUAUGUAGUACCUCCUCUGGUGACCUCCUGGUUGUCAUGAACAAUGAUGAUGAUAAACAAGCAAAAGUUGUGUGUUACUCUGGCUUCACAGAGAAACAAAGUAUUCAAUGCAAUGACAAAGGACAAUCUCUCUUUUCAACUAAUAGUUAUAAAUACAUUUGUGAGAACAGGAACCUAGAUAUCUGUGUGUCAGACCGUGGAGCCGGUGCAGUAGUGGUGGUCAAUCAGGCCGGGAAACUCCGGUUUACCUACACUGGUGGUCCCUCUAAGACAUCAUUUAAUCCACGCGGCAUCUCAACAGACAGUCAGAGUCGGAUUCUGAUAGCAGAAUGGGAUAAUGACUGUAUCCAUAUCCUGGAUCAGGACGGACAGUUCCUCCGCUACAUUGACAACUGUAAUUUACGCGGUCCUUGGGGUUUAUGUGUGGACACCAGAGACAACCUCUUUGUGGCUGUCCGGGCUUUAUGUAAAGUGACGAAAAUCCAGUAUUACAUAUAAACAAACACUAAUAAACUGCAAUUUUAUACUACCGGUACAUGUCUAAACAGUGACAGAGUGACUGUGAUUUGUAAAUGAUCCAUUUAUUAAUGUGUAGAAAUCUAUCGAAUUUAUAGGGAUUAUUUAACUAAAUGUGAAUAAACAAAAAGUUUAGAAAGCCAAGCGGCGUUUGAACUUUAUUUCAGCGGG
Molecule: messenger RNA, 2118 nt
Organism: Magallana angulata
Lineage: Eukaryota; Metazoa; Mollusca; Bivalvia; Ostreida; Ostreidae
Product: tripartite motif-containing protein 2-like
Exons: 2
Coding region: 265-1929 (554 amino acids)
Molecular function (GO): protein binding; zinc ion binding
Source: RefSeq, a predicted model, not a curated record